Messenger RNA from Closterium sp. Yama58-4, 954 nucleotides. The record is from the annotation of a GenBank genome assembly. Lineage: Eukaryota; Viridiplantae; Streptophyta; Zygnematophyceae; Desmidiales; Closteriaceae.
AUGGCCAAUAGCAACUACCAGCGUGCUCACGUAGGAGAUACCUUGGUCAUCGUAUGCCUCUGUCUUGGGUUUCUCCUGUCUCCUGACCACACUACUGCUUUACGAGACAUCACGCCUGCACAGCAAUAUGCCAGUUCUAGCGAGACUCUUGGCGCCUUUUCACCACAACUUGUAACCGUUAUCGAAAAUCACGGAAACGAGAGCGUAAGGUCGUUAGAAGUCGCUGUUCGUGAAGCCGCCGCUGCGGACGCAGAAGCCGCCAAAGCUUUAGCGGAAUACGAAGAUGCGAAGAAGUUUCUCGAAGAAAAGAAGAGGGACGCGGAGGGAAUGAGCGCGGAAGUGUCUAGAGUGCGCAUGCAGGCGGAGGAAAUGGCGUUUGACCGCGCCGUCAUGACCGCGGACGUUGCGGAACUAACGGAGCGGGCGCGGAAACGAUCCGCGGACCUGAAGCGUGCGGAAGAGGUGGCGGAAAAAACUGGAGCAUUAGCCGCAGGCAAGCGGAAGGUGGCGGAUGUAGCAUCCGCCGCAGCGGGCGAAGCAGCGCGGUUGGCGGAAGCCGCCGGCACGGCGGAAGCGCAGCUGUCGCUCGAGCGGGCGAGAUCCGAGCGCGCGGCAACAGUGCGCGCAGCAGAGGAGGCGGAAGCGAUGGCGGAAGAAGCCAAGGAGAACGCACAGGAUGCGUGGGAAGCUUAUUCGCAGGAAGAAUCCGACUUGGAACUUUCUGUGGUUGACAUUGAAUCGGAGGAGAACUAUAUCGAGGAUUUAAAUUCCGCGGCAUCUCGCCUUGAGGAGGAGUAUCGGAAGAGUGUGACUGCAGUGGAUGUCGCUAAAGCGAAGGUGGCAGAACUGAAGGGUCUGGCAGAGGAGAAGGUGGCGCGUGCAAAGGCGAUGCGCGCUGCUCUGAGGAAAGGCGGGAAGACGAACGGCCGAGAUGGAACGACAGCUUCGCAAUAG